CAGGUGAAGGGUCACGGAGGCCGGAGCCGGUGUCUGGCUGGCGGGCUGGCAAGCAGAACUGGGACGGCCGGGAGUCCGGAAUUUCCAUCAGGCUCCCCCUCCAUGGCGGCCCGCCGGCUCCGGGAAGUCUUUCAACAGGCAGCGCGAGGAAGGCUGAGAUCGAGGGCGCCCCCGGCUGGCAGUUCCAGGUGCAUGACUUCCUGUGGAAUUCUGAUGAUCCGAACCCCGCAUGCCAUUGGCAGUCUUGAUUGGGACCUUAGUGCUCAGCACAGCCGGACAUUUAUCAACUUCACAGGGCCUUUCACCAAUAAACGAAAGGAGUACUCAGAAAGGAGGAUCAUUGGUUACUCCAUGCAGGAGAUGUAUGGUGUGGUAUCCAAUGUGGAAGAAUACAAGGAAUUUGUGCCAUGGUGUAAGAAAUCAGUUGUGGUCUCUAAGCGUACAGGCCAUCUGAAAGCCCAGCUGGAAGUUGGAUUCCCUCCAGUUGUGGAACGUUACACAUCCAUUGUCACUCUGGUCCGACCACAUCUAGUGAAGGCUGUCUGCACAGAUGGCAAGCUUUUUAACCACCUGGAGUCAAUUUGGCGUUUCAGCCCUGGCAUCCCAGGCUACCCUCGCACGUGCACGGUGGACUUCUCGAUUUCUUUUGAGUUCCGUUCCCUGCUGCACUCACAGCUGGCUACAGUUUUCUUCGACGAGGUGGUCAAGAAGAUGGUGGCAGCCUUUGAGCACCGGGCAGCCAAGAACUACGGUCCUGAGACCCACAUUCCCCGUGAGCUCAUGUUCCAUAAAGUCUACCAGACGUGAAGGCCACCCUGCUGCUCCGGUGGCCCCACGGACAUUCUGUGCUGCGGGGUGCACUCGUAACACACCAAACUUGUUUUUAUCUAUUUAUUUGGUUUCUCCUGGUAUCCUGUCUAAUUUAUCCACUGGGCCUGGUAUGAUGACAAAGACUUGUUCCUAAGGAAGGGGCCAGGCUGCCAUAUUACCUCUGGAGCAAUCUCUUAACCUUCUCUCUUGCCUAGCUGUGCUCUUAUGCUGGGUCAUUUGUAUAGUAGCACACUUUAUUUGAAGCUUCCCUCCCCCACUGUUUAAUUUAAAUCCCCAUCCCAUUUUCCACCAAUCACAUAUCCCAGCGUGGCUGCCUUAGGCUGCAAAUGGUGCCAAUCCCAGUUUCUUAUGGGAGAGGUGGGGAGAAGCUUGUGUGUGUGUCAUCCAGUUCUCUUCCUGUGCCUAGACAUGGGCUUGCUGUAAAUUGUGCCUCUUAAAUCAUGUGUGUAAAGCAAACAAACAAAUGCAGCCUGCCCUCCCCAACGUGACUGGGGCUGCCUCUUGGAUCAGGGGAGAGGCUGUUCCUGUUUCCUUGGUGGUUGGGUCCUCGCUGGCUCAGCCUGACCGCAGAAGGUUUGAAGCCACAUCAUGGGGAGGCAAAUGUGACCAAAGGAAGCCAGGCAGGCAGUUUAGCAGUGCUGAGUGGCUGGUUUUUGUUAUGGAGGUGGGUGGAAGGGGGAGUUUGGCCAGUGCUGCUGCUGCAUCCAACGUGGCCUCAUCUUCCUCACCCAAACGGUACCAUAUGCUUUGAUCAGCCAGGUAGCGGGGUAUGGACACACAGCUGUCCCGUGUUUGCCAAAAUUGGGUGGGCAGCUGCGUUCAAAGGAGUCCUGAAAGGAAAGUCAUGUGCCAAAUUUAAGGCAAAGGAAGUCAUGACUCAUGGAGCUUGAAUGUUUUUUAAAAAGAGAUAUUAGAAGCCCCCGGAUGGAUUUAUUUUGAGCUGGGAGGGAGCGAGGAAGAACACUUACUCUUGGAUUGCUACCAGAGCUUUUUGUAAAGUCAGGUUGCCAGGUCUUCUGGUUCCCCUGAAUCCAAAACUUCCGAAUGUCACCUGGAAUCUCAGCAGCCAAUGUCAUGUGCUCUCUUGGGGCAUGAAGUGACACUUCGUCUUGCUAACUGCCAAAGACUCCGUCUUCGGCAGUGAGAAAGCCAGUAACACUGCUGUGCCAACUAGCCAACUUCUUUAAUUGUCACUCUAUAUAAAGAGACUCUGAGAAGAGGUCUGAGCUGGUUGGGGACUGCAGCUUUGGCCACAAGGCCUGUACUUUCCCAGAAUCAUAGUUCCUCUGCCACUGAACCUUUCCAAACCAAGAGAAGUUGACUGUGCCUUGUGUAGUUUACUCAAAUGGAAGCUCCCAUUGAUGGAAUGUAAGAGAAGAGUGAGUAGUUUCCCACUGUUCCUGGUCUUGCUGGGAUGUGGAAGGAACUCUCUGGAAUCUACUUAUCCCCAGGGCAGUUCUGAACUCUGCUGAUUUGUCUCUUCUGGCCAGCAGUCAAAGUUGCAUGUUGCAGCCUUCCUGUUUGCCCCAUAGUGGCUCUGGAAAGCAGCUCCUAGUCCCAUAACCUCAUUGUCAGCAUCUCUAAAUUCGCUCACCCCCCUUUCAGAGAUCUAUUUGCAUUGCCGAUGGGGACCCGAUAUUGGAAGGUGACCUUUGUUAGGUGCACCUUUUGCAGAGACACUGGGUGCAUCUGAUUGUCAGGGUGGGGAGCAGAGCUCUGGCUCAGCCAUGUGCCUGGGGAGGGGAGGAAGCAGCAACUCUCGGUGUGGCCUUGAGCACAGUAGGCACGACACCGCACCUGUGGGGAUUGAAGUGGUGCUUGUGCAUGCUUUGGUGGAGAUGUGACAUUCGAUGAGUGUGGGAACGAGAGUGCUCACUUUGUAUGGUGUUGUCAUAACUUUGCAUUGACCAUGGCUUCCUGAGGCACUGGGCUCCAUAUGCAGGGAAUUUGGGGAGGGGUGGAUGAUACUUUUAAUGGGUAAGUGAGGUAUUAAUGUAACAAAUAAAAAGGCAGAACUUAGGGUUGGAGAAAUUCAAGGUGAUUGCUAAAUAUUGGGCCCUUGCUCAGCAGUCCGACCAUGUCCCUUGCUCAGCUCUUAGGGCCACACGGCACCACCCUCUGCCUUGUGUGGUUGGGCACAGCAGGGGCAGGGAGGGGUUCUUGGGGAAUUGGUUCAGAAGGGGUUUGGCACUGCAGAUGUGGCUAAAACUAUCAUCCCCUGAGCUUUUCCCCUCAGGACCGGAAUUCCCAGACAGGGUAUGGAUCACUGACAGGAGCCUGCCGUGUUUGGGUUGUGGGAGGCAAGCAGCAGAUGGACCAUUGGGAAGACCCUCCUUCUCGGAGUUGUAUCAUAGGGCUGCCUGCUUUGUUCCGUGGUACAGUGAACGAGGCUUCCUUUUCUAUGAAACCAGGCAAGUUACAUGCUUAGCUUUCUGGCUUUGUCUGCUCUUUCUGCUCCUUUCCCUCUGCAGCUGCAGCAUGGCUAUUGCCAUAACUCUGGGAACAAUGGUUUGCCUGUUCUGCCAUGUCAGGCUAGCAACCUGACUUUGAGGCAGUUCCCACGAGUGGUCGGCUGCCUCUUAUGCCACCCAGGAUUUGGAUGCCGGCUCUCUUGGUGCAAAGUUGUCUUGUAGUCACCUAACUGUAUGGACUGGUUCAUACAUUUGACACCCUUUGCAAAGAUGAUGUUACAGCAUGCUGCUCCUACCCAAACCAUUCUUCCUGUCUAUAUAUGUUCUUCCCCACCCUCCCUGCACCCAAAAUGUACUGAUGGAAGGAGGCUUAGCUCCAAAGAACAACACUUUAGACCGUUUGAAGCUCUUGGCUUGCUCUUUGCCCUAGUUUCUGCCAGUGCGUUCUACACAACCGAAACCAUCGUUUAUAUUACGUGUACACACCCACCACCCUCCAGCAAAGGAAAUGCAUACAUUUUUAAGGCCAGUGUUUCCCAGAAUGCUGGUCUGAGCACGUAGCUUCUCAUUUUCCUUUUCAAGAGGCAUAGUUGCUUGUGGGGAAGGCACCACAAGGGAUCCAAGAUACCUGGGAAGAAGUCGUGAACAAUUGGAGGGUCCACCAAGUAUGCCCUGUCUUCUAUGAAUGAAAAACUGCAAGGUUAGAACUUCACCUUCCUGCUUAGCCGCCCUUGUUAGCUGACAUGAGUGCACUGUGGAGAGGAGUUGCAACUGGGAUGGCCCAAGGGAUGAAGUUCCUUUGGCAAUGUGGGUGGAAAGCAACCCUCGAAUUUCAGUCCAGUGAUGUGACUAGCAUGACCACUGAGGCAAUGCAUGACCAUCCAAUAUGCUCCUCCUGCCAUGCUUUAAACAAAGCCUCGUUUGAACCCACGUUUUUCAUAUACGUGUUGUGUCAGAAGGAGAAUUUGAGUUGGCCAGGAAAGUCCCAGCUUCAGAUCUCUCUCCUUCCGACUUGACUAUUAUUACAAGUGGCUUGGGGAUAGAUUGUCAUCUAUCCUGCCAGAAAUGAUAGCUGGGGGGGGGGGGCAGAACUGAAAACCAGCAUUUGAAAACAUUUGGUAUACCGAUGUGCAGUCAUGCCCACCCCCAGUGCCUUCCGGAUGUGUUUGAACUGCAACUCUCAUGAUUCCCCCAUGCCUGCGGGGAAUCAUGGGAGUUGUGGUCCAAUACAUCCAGAGGGCACUUGGUUGGGGAAGGCUGGUGAAAGGAUGCUUUGGCAAUAAUUCACACAGAUGCCACUUGCAUGGUCUGGCAAUCUUACUGUAAAGCCAUGGCUGUUCGCCUUUCUGACAAAGGCUACAAUCCUGUUUGUGCUUUAUUUGGGAAUUAGUCCCAUUGAAUUUGGUGGGACUUGCUUCUGUGUAAAUGCACUUAGGAUUCCACUUAAUUUGUCUGAUUGCCAGCUGUGUCAGAGUCUGGGGGUUGUUGGAGGGCUUUGAUUACAUAAAAGCCUUGUGGUUACUUAUAAGCUAGUUUGCAUUGCAGUGGGCUUGCUCUUCCCUGCUGUGAAGUUAUAUACUGACCUGCUGCUAUUCCAGGAGUACAGAAAAAAUGUAAAUAUGAUUAUUUGAUGCAGAUUUUACCUUCUGGAGAAACUCAUCUUUUUUUCUUUGUUUUAAAAAACAAUUUUCUAGUUUUUCUACACUGUUACAAUAUACUUAAAAAUGUUUAGGUAAUACUUGAGGAAAACUCAGAAGCCAGAGAGGUGGCUAGAAAGACUGCUUUUCAAAGCAGAUCUAUUAUUGCCAGACAAUUUACUGAAUAUUUCCUUAUUUCUCAAGAGCCUCUUUCUCACUAUGGUGGAACUCUUCUCCAUACCCAUGAUUACAAACUCACUUUUUUAAAGCAACCCCUCCCCCGGAAAAAAAAAAUGGGAAGGAGAGCAAUGCAAUUUGCUCGUUGCAAGUCUGUUGGCUCCAAAGCACCACCUGAAACCUUACAAUUACAUGUUUGCUAAGCAGUAACCAAGUCCAGAUACUCUAAGCAAGACUUAGCAUGUUAUGUCAGGUUCUUGGAAGGUCAGCUAGCCUAGAAGUGGAUUAGUCUCUUCUCUCAAGCACCAGGAGAUAACUAGUGGUUCUGCUGCUUGAGAACCCAUGUGUCAUGGGUUACAUUUUCUGUAAUCUUACACUGUUACUCCCACUAAAUUGGAUAGAGAUUAGGUAGUGCACAAUGCUGAUCAAACUAAAGGCCUGAUGUAACUUCAGGUGUGGUUAUGCACAUAACUGACAUAGGUGCCAUGGUUAAGCUUAUCUUGUCAUUGCAAGUUUCCUGUUGGCUGUUGCUUAGCUUCAGGCACUGGCAAGAAAAGCCGUGUGCAGCCUUCUGCAACCUAGUGUCCAACACAUCUGGAGGGCUAUAAUUCUUAUUCGCCAGCCAGCAUAGCUAGGAAUUUUAGUCAGAUACAUUAGGAAGGCCAUUUCUCCACUGCAUAAAAGCAGCAAUGCUCUCUUUGUAGUUGCUAUUAUGAGUAUCUUCGCUUAAAGGCAGAUUCCACUCCCCUCCCUGCUCCUUGCCAACCCUUCAUGCAAUGAGCCUGGAGUUCUCCAGCUGCUCUGUUCAACAGUUGAUCCUGCUGCUCUUCCUGGACAAAGCAGCUUUAUCAUUAAUAUUGCAGUGCCUUGUGCUCUUACCUGUGCAGAUCUUCUUACUGGCCCCUGCUGCCUCAUGCUCCUUAGCCUGGUAUGUGCUACCUCAGCUUGUAAGAAAGGGGAUGCUUUUCAGAGGAAUAUUGUAGGGAGGGGGGGAGUGGAUGAAAUCAUGCACAAUAGGAGGAAAUAAUUAUUUUGCCCUACCCCUUGAACUGUGAAUCUUAUUUGAUAAUUGCAAAAUCUGAGAAUGUUCAAAAACUGAACCAAUCCCAAGAGCAUUUUUAUAGACCAAUAAAAAAAAGUUUGCAAAAGUUGACAAACCAUGUGGCUGGAAUGUUAUUGCGGGGUUCAGUAAGAGUGGUGUUGGUAGUGCUAGGCACUGUGGAAAAGUCUUCAGCAUGCAUGAGAGGUGGUGAAGAGUCUCCAAUUGUGCCUGUUCUUCACCUGUAAUACAUGCACCUUCUAUACUGGGAUUUCACCUGGGGCACCUCUGUAUUUUGAAUAGUUCCAAGUGUGACUAGACAAGAGACCUGCCUUAAUAUAGUCUUCCCCAACCAGGCAUCCUCCAGACAGAUUAGACUGUAGCUUCCAGCAUUCCCCAGGUGGCAAAACUUGGGUGUUUUGGUGCUUGACAUCUAGGAAACAAGAUGUCCUACAUAAUAGCCACCUUCUGUAAUGAAAAGAUGGGGAUAUUGAAUAAGGUGAGCAACAAACCUGACUUAUUCAAAUGGACUUGGUGCUGUGUUGCUUGUAUGGAUGGUGGUAGUUAGUACAUGUGUGAGAGCCAGUGUGUAGUGGUUAAGAGCAUGGGCCUGGGACUCAGAGGAUCUGGGUUCUAGUCCCCGCUCAGCCAUGGAGCCAGCUGGGUGACUUUGGGCCAGUCACAGACUCUCAGCCCAACCUACCUCACAGGGUUGUUGUUGUGAGGAUAAGAUGGAGGAGGAGAAUGAUGUAAGCUGCCUUGAGCGCUUUGUAGGAAAAAGGCAGGAUAUAAAUCAAAAAAUAAAUGUAUAGCAGAAAGGAAAACGGGUGAACAUUAAGCUCAGAGUGUAGUGUGCAGGAGAAGGUGGUGACUGCAAAACUUCAGGGUGUAGAUAAGCUCCCCCCAGGCUUCUGCCUUGCAUGUAGUUUGGGCUGUACCUCUCUCUCAUCCGCAGGCAGCGUGAUGGGAUCUGGAAAUCAAGGCACCAGGUACUCUCCACCCAACUACCUAUAACUAUCAUAGCAUGUCCUAAGGCACAAUCCAAUUUUGAAGACAACUACUGCAGUUCUCUGCUAUGCCCAAUUUUCUAAAUAAAGUUACUUCAAAAUUAAAGCUGAA
Molecule: messenger RNA, 7214 nt
Organism: Varanus komodoensis (Komodo dragon)
Lineage: Eukaryota; Metazoa; Chordata; Lepidosauria; Squamata; Varanidae
Gene: COQ10A
Product: coenzyme Q10A
Exons: 5
Coding region: 103-807 (234 amino acids)
Biological process (GO): ubiquinone biosynthetic process; cellular respiration
Cellular component (GO): mitochondrion
Molecular function (GO): ubiquinone binding
Source: RefSeq, a predicted model, not a curated record